Molecule: messenger RNA, 1503 nt
Organism: Harpegnathos saltator (Jerdon's jumping ant)
Lineage: Eukaryota; Metazoa; Arthropoda; Insecta; Hymenoptera; Formicidae
Exons: 9
Coding region: 308-1315 (335 amino acids)
Source: RefSeq, a predicted model, not a curated record
CUUAGUCUUUUGCCCGGAGGUGGAGGUGGUCGUGUUUUUGGGCAGCUCGGGCCGCGCGCGACGCGCACACGUAUUGUCACUCGUCGCGGGAACGCAUUCGAGUGGGGCCCGAGUCUCGAACGGUCCCAUAGCCCGGAUGACAUCCACCGAGAGUCUUCUUCACCCGACUGCGUGACUACGCACACCCUCUGCCACGCUGAGGUCUGCGUGCGGCCCGACGUGCGACCGCAAUCUACGUCUUCGAUCUUUCGCAGCUACUUGACAGCCAAUUCAUCGCCGAGGCCGAGCACGUGCAGCCGAGGGAAAGAUGAUUACCAGGCAUCGACGAUACGAUAUCUUGCUGCUGAUAUCGUACCUCCUCGCGCAGUUACCCGAUAAGACCCACGGUCAUGGCAGAUUAAUGGACCCGCCAGCGAGGAACUGCAUGUGGCGAUUUGGCUAUCCGAACCCGGUCAACUACAACGACAACGAGCUCUUCUGUGGGGGAUACGCAGUGCAUUGGCAGCAAAACAAAGGCAAGUGCGGCGUUUGCGGCGACGCUUAUCAUCUGACACCUCCUCGUCCUCACGAAGCCGGCGGCGAGUUCGCCAAUGGAAUUAUAGUUAGGCACUAUACGGUGGGCCAGGAUAUCGACGUGGAGAUCGAGCUUACCGCCAAUCACUUCGGGAAAUUCGAGAUGUACCUUUGUCCCAAUAACGAUCCGUCGCGCGAGGCAACUCAGGACUGCUUCGACUCUUAUCCUUUGUACGUAUCUGGAACGGAGGACGUUCGUUUCGAGAUUCCGCGCGAUACGCCGAAGAAGGGAAUCAUACGAUACUCGGUAACUCUACCGCCGUACGUCACCUGCUCACACUGCGUGGUGCAGUGGAGUUAUUACACGGGAAACAUGUGGGGCACAUGCGAGAACGGCACGGAAGCCGUUGGAUGCGGAAGAGCGGAGACCUUCCGCAAUUGCGCCGAUGUGAGGAUCGUUACCAGCACCGGCGGCAUACCACCACGCUUCUUAAUUCAUAACACUAUCUUCGAGCUGUACUCUAUCAUCCCGAAAUUCUCCAGCACCUCGUUGACCCAGCCAUUGAGGGCCCAAGUGUGCGAGCCUACCGUAGCUUACCGACACAGGCAGAACAUGAGCGACUGGUGUCAAGUGAAUUGCAUUCGUGUCCCGUCCAAUUGCCCCCCGAGUAUAUGUCACUGCCCAGAGACGUGCGACGCUGUCGGCGACAUCGCUGAUCGACCGGGUGCGGAUCAGUACUGCCUGAGACGCUGCAUGCGUUAUCCGUCCGAUUGCCCGACUGAUCGUUGCAACUGUUAUUGAAUAAUUCCUUGCGAACCUUGGGACAUCGACUUUCCACAUGUAGCGCCUGAAUGUGGAAUGUGUGCUUGUACCCCUAAAUAGACCAAUAAAUAUCUGACUGUAGAUAUAAUUCUGCGGCGGUUGCGCGCGAGUGUUUCCGAGGGAAAACUUCGGUAUCUCCUGUAAAUUACCGUGCAUGAGAACAUUCA